Molecule: messenger RNA, 2846 nt
Organism: Haemorhous mexicanus (house finch)
Lineage: Eukaryota; Metazoa; Chordata; Aves; Passeriformes; Fringillidae
Gene: PARP6
Product: poly(ADP-ribose) polymerase family member 6
Exons: 21
Coding region: 528-2459 (643 amino acids)
Biological process (GO): endoplasmic reticulum unfolded protein response
Cellular component (GO): endoplasmic reticulum tubular network; nuclear envelope; intracellular anatomical structure
Molecular function (GO): NAD+ poly-ADP-ribosyltransferase activity; protein serine/threonine kinase activator activity; kinase binding
Source: RefSeq, a predicted model, not a curated record
GCGGGGAUGGGGCUGGAGCAGGAGGAGGGACCCCUGCGUCGCCAUCGGCCGGGCAUCCCCCGGCAGCUCCGUGCGCAGUGCCUGCCCUGGUCCUCCAUCCUGGUCCUCCAUGCCGCUGUUCCCAUCUUGCCUCCCAAUCCUGCUGCCCCGUCCUGUUCCUCCACAUUGGUCCUCCAUCCCCCCGUUCCCAUCUUGCUCCCCCAUCCUGUUCUCAUCCUGUUCCCCCAUUCCAGUGUUCCCAUCCUGCUGUCUCCAUCUUGCUCCCCUCUAAUCUGCUCCCCCCAUCCUCCCUCUCCCAACCUGCUCCUCCAUCCCACUGCCCCCUAAAUUAUUCCUCCCAUCCUACUCCCCCCAUCCCACUGCCCACAUCCCGCAUCCCCAUCCCGCUGCCUCCAAACACUCCCCCCAGCCCCUAUCAUUCUCCCUAUCCUACUGCUUCCCCAAAUCAUUCCCUCAAUCCACUGCCCCCAGCCCUCUGCCCAGAACCAGCUCCCCCGGUUUGCUCCCCCCUAAUUCCCUCCCUGUUAAUGUGCUCCCCUAAUCCACUCCCCAACCCUCUCCCCCAUCCCUGCUGCCUCCCACCCCUCCGUCCCCAGGACCUCAAGGGCCAGUACUGGACGGACGAUGACUCUGACGGGGACAAUGAGUCCGAGGAGUUCCUCUAUGGCGUGCAGGGGACCUGCGCUGCCGACCUGUACCGGCACCCGCAGCUGGACGCCGACAUCGAGGCCGUGAAGGAGAUCUACAGCGAGAAUGCCGUGGCCAUCAGGGAGUACGGGACCAUCGAUGACGUGGACAUCGACCUCCAUGUGAACAUCAGCUUCCUCGAUGAGGAGGUGGCGACGGCCUGGAAGGUGCUGCGGACAGAGCCCAUUGUCCUCCGCCUGCGCUUCUCCCUCUCUCAGUACCUCGAUGGCCCCGAACCGUCCAUCGAGGUUUUCCAGCCAUCCAACAAGGAGGGUUUCGGGCUGGGUCUGCAGCUGAAGAAGAUCCUGGGCAUGUUCACAUCCCAGCAAUGGAAACAUCUCAGCAACGAUUUCCUGAAGACUCAGCAGGAGAAGCGGCACAGCUGGUUCAAGACAAGCGGCACCAUCAAGAAGUUCCGUGCUGGGCUCAGCAUCUUCUCACCCAUCCCCAAGUCUCCCAGCUUCCCUGUUAUCCAAGAUUCAGUGCUGAAGGGCAAACUGGGCAUCCCCGAGCCUCGCGUGAACCGCCUGAUGAACCGCUCCGUGUCCUGCAUGGUGAAGAAUCCCAAGGUGGAAGUUUUUGGCUACCCACCCGCCAGCACCCAGGCAGGUGUUGCCCCCUUCAACAUUCUGGUCGGCGGCCACUGCAAGAACAUCCCCACGCUGGAGUACGGCUUCCUCGUGCAGAUCAUGAAGUACGCGGAGCAGCGGAUCCCGACGCUCAAUGAGUACUGCGUGGUGUGUGACGAGCAGCACGUCUUCCAGAAUGGCUCCAUGCUGAAGCCGGCCGUGUGCACCCGGGAGCUCUGCGUCUUCUCCUUCUACACCCUGGGCGUCAUGUCCGGCGCGGCUGAGGAGGUGGCCACGGGUGCUGAGGUGGUGGACCUGCUGGUGGCCAUGUGCCGUGCUGCCCUCGAGUCCCCUCGCAAGAGCAUCAUCUUUGAGCCUUACCCCUCCGUGGUGGACCCCAACGACCCCAAAACUCUGGCCUUCAAUCCCAAGAAGAAGAACUACGAGCGGCUGCAGAAGGCUCUGGACAGUGUGAUGUCCAUCCGGGAGAUGACCCAGGGGUCCUACCUGGAGAUCAAGAAGCAGAUGGACAAGCUGGACCCCUUGGCACAUCCCCUCCUGCAGUGGAUAAUCUCCAGCAACAGAUCCCACAUUGUCAAGCUGCCUCUCAGCAGGCAGCUGAAGUUCAUGCACACCUCCCACCAGUUCCUCCUGCUCAGCAGCCCCCCGGCCAAGGAAGCCCGGUUCCGCACAGCCAAGAAACUCUACGGCAGCACCUUCGCUUUCCAUGGCUCUCACAUUGAGAACUGGCAUUCCAUCCUCCGCAAUGGGCUGGUCAACGCCUCCUACACCAAACUGCAGCUGCAUGGAGCAGCCUAUGGCAAGGGCAUCUAUCUGAGCCCCAUCUCCAGUAUUUCCUUUGGAUACUCAGGAAUGGGGAAAGGGCAGCACCGGAUGCCGUCGAAGGAUGAGCUGGUGCAGCGGUACAACCGGAUGAACACGAUCCCCCAGACCCGCUCCAUCCAGUCCCGCUUCCUCCAGAGCCGCAACCUGAACUGCAUCGCGCUUUGCGAAGUGAUCACCUCCAAGGACCUGCAGAAACACGGCAACAUCUGGGUCUGCCCUGUCUCAGACCACGUCUGCACACGCUUCUUCUUUGUGUACGAAGAUGGCCAAGUGGGAGAUGCCAAUAUCAAUACUCAGGACCCCAAAAUCCAGAAGGAGAUCAUGCGUGUGAUCGGGACUCAGGUGUACACAAACUGAGUGGUGGCUGUGGGACCCUGGCACCCCCCGGGCACCGAGCGAGCCCCCGGGCAAGGCUGGGCAGGGGCCGAGCAGGUUUUGAGCCCCCCGGGCAGGGCAGAGCCGGGGCAACACCGGCGGCUCCACCUGUACAUAGGCGUUGGGCACCCUGUGAGCACCAGGCAGGUUCAGCGGUCCCUUAUCCCCUCCCUGUCCCCUUCCCACUGUCCCCAACUCUGUGGCAGCCUGGAGAAGGAGCCAUGGGUCCAGCAUGGCUGGGGACGGCCCCUCCUGGCGUUGGCAGCGACGGUGUUUUUAUCAGUGAUGAGAAACUGAAGCAAAAAAAAAAAAAAAUAACAACCAACCAAAACAAACCCAAAAACAGGAGAAAAAAAAAGAGAAAAGGAA